CAGGGGCCGACUGACCAUUUGGAAGCUCAGGCACUGCCCGAGGGCCCGAGGUCAGUAGGGGGCCCCAUGAGAUGCCCCUGGUACCUUUUUUCAUAGGCUUUUUUGAGUUUGGGCAAGGACACAGGGGCCCCAUGAUCCCCUAUUGCCCGGGGGCCCCAUGAGUUGUCAGUCCGCCCCUGAUCACAAUAGACGUUGGUCAGUCCAUGUUGUGCUGACCGUGUGUUUGUCAAUGCAGGCAGUGGUUCCAUUGAGCCGGAUGAGCUGCGCACCGCUUUUUUGGGUGUGCUUUGAGUGUGGGCAAGGACACAAGGGCCCCAUGAUUCCCUAUUGCCCGGGGGCCCCA
Molecule: messenger RNA, 343 nt
Organism: Staurois parvus
Lineage: Eukaryota; Metazoa; Chordata; Amphibia; Anura; Ranidae
Source: the annotation of a GenBank genome assembly